Messenger RNA from Trematomus bernacchii (emerald rockcod), 629 nucleotides. Its product is annotated as abnormal spindle-like microcephaly-associated protein homolog. Gene Ontology annotation, cellular component: spindle pole. NCBI's taxonomy places the organism in Eukaryota, Metazoa, Chordata, Actinopteri, Perciformes, Nototheniidae. Bases 108 to 608 code for a protein of 166 amino acids. The transcript has 4 exons. The record is from RefSeq and is a predicted model, not a curated record. Gene Ontology annotation, biological process: spindle organization; mitotic cell cycle; establishment of meiotic spindle localization.
AGACUGCAACCAGACUGUCCCCAGAGUGCUGCGAGCGGCUGGUGGAGAGCGGAGCCACAAACACCAUCUUUACACUCGUCCGCUGUUGCAACAGGAGCGUCCCCUGCAUGGACGUCAUCACCUACUCCAUCCAGAUCCUCCUCAACCUCUCCAAGUACCACAAGACCAUUGAGGCAGUGUAUUCGGUGGAAAACUCUGUCGAGACUCUGCUGGACCUGCUGCAGAGAUACCGUGAGAAAGCUGGAGAUAAAGGGGCAGAAAAGGGCGGCAGCAUCUUCACAAAGGCCUGCUUCCUUCUUGCUCUCCUCCUGCAAGACAAGUACCGCGUUGUGGAGGUUAUGAAGCUACCCAAAGUGUUGGAUAGGCUACGCAGUAUCUACCGCCUCACCGCUCGCAAACACAAGAUGGACGCUGAAAGAACUGUUACGAAACAGAAAAUGAACGCAUCAAUCAACGGGAGCUUUUUCUUUCAAGCGACACCUCGUAAAUCCCGCCCUGUGCCAAAAUUUGCACCGGAUUGGGUUCUCAGAAGGGACAAGCUCAAAGAUAUUGUGGAUCCUCUCCGGGCCAUUCAGAUGGUGGCAAACACACUCUCUAUUGUGUUGUAAAUACAGGCUUUUAAAUCUUCA